AGAAAGUCUCUUCGAGCUGGAUCGAUGAAGCUAUAUAAGGUGGGGGCAAGGUCACCUUGGCGAAUCACCAUCCCUGAACUGUCAGUCCAGUAAAAUAGCGGUGUGCCAGCUAUAACGGGUUCAGUCUGUGUUCGACAGUGACGAAGAGUAGUGUUACAGGGAGAAUACUUUUUGAGAAAAUGGCAACAUUAAAGGAUCAACUUUUAACUACUGUGACAGAACCUGUGUCAAUCGGUAGAAAUAAAAUCACAGUGGUCGGUGUCGGUCAAGUUGGAAUGGCCUGUGCUUUUAGUAUUUUGACGAACCAUGUUUCGAGCGACGUGGUAUUGAUCGAUGUGAUGGCGGACAAAUUAAAAGGAGAAAUGUUAGACCUACAGCAUGGCAGUGCGUUUAUGAAGAACGCAAAAGUGACCGCCAGCACUGAUUACGCCGUGACUGCGAAUUCGAGUCUUUGCAUCGUGACAGCGGGUGCGCGUCAGCGCGAAGGCGAAACCAGACUGGAUCUGGUUCAACGUAACACCGACAUCUUCAAAGGCAUUAUACCUCAGUUAGUCAAAUAUAGCCCGAACACGAUUCUCCUUAUCGUUUCCAAUCCGGUGGACAUUUUGACAUAUGUGGCGUGGAAACUCUCCGGCUUGCCAAAGAACAGAGUUAUUGGCAGCGGUACGAAUUUGGAUUCUGCCCGCUUCCGCUUUCUGCUAUCGCAAAAACUUAAUGUCGCACCUACGUCUUGCCACGGCUGGAUUAUCGGAGAACACGGUGAUACCAGUGUGCCUGUAUGGUCUGGAGUUAAUGUUGCCGGAGUACGUAUGCGUGACUUGAACGAGCACGUGGGUACUGACAAGGAUGAAGAACAUUGGGAUGAUUUGCAUAAGCAGGUGAUACAAAGUGCAUAUGAAGUGAUCAAAUUGAAAGGCUACACCUCAUGGGCCAUAGGUCUCAGUGUGUCGCAACUUGCAUCAGCUAUACUAAGAAAUUCCAAUCAAGUGCACGCUGUGUCCACGUUGGUUACUGGUAACCAUGGAAUUAAUGAAGAAGUGUUCUUAUCCUUACCUUGCACACUGGGUGAAGAUGGCGUUACACACAUCGUUCAGCAGAAGUUAACAGGCGACGAGCGUGCAUCAUUACAUAAAUCCUCAGCGAUGAUGCACAAAGUGCAAGAAGGCCUGAAAUUUUAAAAAUAUAUUGACUUAAUUUUAUUUAUUAUUUUAUUAUAUCUUAUUGCAAGCUUUUGAUGCUGUUCCAUAUGCAACUUAUAUGCAUUUGAACGUAUUAGAUAAACGCAGUAUUAUAUACAAGUAUUAUAAAUUAAUGAAAUAAUUUUAUAAAUGUUUGCAAUUAUAUAAUCGACAUGUAUACGUUUGCCUAUAUAUGUAUAUGUGUGAAAAAGCUAGGAAUAUAAAGUGUUUCUGGUGCUAUAUUUAUCUUUUAUUAUUAUUUUUUUUAUUUUGAUCUGUGACAGAAGUACUCUCAUUAUCAUCUAUUUCAUUACUUUUUUUACGAUGUUGCAACUAUUUAUGUCAUUAAGCAUUUUAUAAAUUGGACGAUUUAAUCAUCUCUAGCAAUUUCAUAUCAAAUAUGCUAAAUGUACUGCCGAUAAAGCACGCAAGCAAUUUAUAUCCAUUUCUAAAAUAUACAAGAAGAUAAAUAU
Molecule: messenger RNA, 1651 nt
Organism: Temnothorax curvispinosus
Lineage: Eukaryota; Metazoa; Arthropoda; Insecta; Hymenoptera; Formicidae
Product: L-lactate dehydrogenase-like
Exons: 6
Coding region: 180-1178 (332 amino acids)
Biological process (GO): carboxylic acid metabolic process
Cellular component (GO): cytoplasm
Molecular function (GO): L-lactate dehydrogenase (NAD+) activity
Source: RefSeq, a predicted model, not a curated record